Candoia aspera is the source of this 1476-nucleotide messenger RNA. RefSeq names its product complement C3a receptor 1 (gene C3AR1). The record is from RefSeq and is a predicted model, not a curated record. Gene Ontology annotation, molecular function: complement component C3a receptor activity; complement component C5a receptor activity; G protein-coupled receptor activity. Gene Ontology annotation, cellular component: plasma membrane. The transcript has 2 exons. Gene Ontology annotation, biological process: inflammatory response; positive regulation of cytosolic calcium ion concentration; complement receptor mediated signaling pathway. Lineage: Eukaryota; Metazoa; Chordata; Lepidosauria; Squamata; Candoiidae. Bases 97 to 1461 code for a protein of 454 amino acids.
CCUCCCCGGAGCAGAAGCAGGGCAGCCCGGCGGCGGUGGUCGGCGGCGAGCGUGGAGCCUUCUCCCGGGAGCCAAGGUUUCUGUUUUUAAAAGAAGAUGGCUCCGUUGCCAGCGAAUGACAGUUUAAACGAAAACAGUGAUCCUUUCCUGUUACCUUCCACCUCUGUCAGCUCUCUGACCGUCUUCUCCAUCACCUUCCUCUUGGGCUUUCCCGGAAACAGCCUGGUCAUCUGGGUGAUUGCCCUGAAGAUGAAGCAAACGGUGAACACAGUUUGGUUCCUCCACCUGGCAAUUGCUGACCUUGUCUGUUGCCUCUCUCUGCCUUUCUCCAUUGCUCAACUGGCUCUCCAUGAGAGUUGGCCAUUUGGCUGGUUUCUCUGCAAGAUUAUCCCCUCAGCCAUUAUUUUCAACAUGUUUGCCAGCAUCUUCCUCCUCACCACCAUCAGUAUUGACAGGUGUCUCCUGGUGAUGAAACCUGUCUGGUGUCAGAACCACCGGACAGUAAGGUUUGCAUCCAUGAUAUGUGGUGGGAUCUGGAUCCUCGCCUUCAUUAUGUGUUGUCCUGCCUUCUUCUACCGGGAGACCAUGGAGGAUGAAUUUGGCAAUAUCAGGUGUGUCAACAAUUGGAACAUGGGGAAGCAUGAUGAGUCUGAGUGGUUGGAUGAUCUAAUAGAGGAGACGAUUCCCACCAAACAUCCCACCCUGGAGGCCGAAGGCAUCUAUGGGGGCAUCUUCACAGGUGGGAUUCCGGAUCUGCACCCUACCUACACCAUUGUAAAUGCAACCAAAAGAAAUGCAGCUGUGCCUUUGGGUGUAUACCAUGGAAUCAAGAUGGAGCCGGAUUCCUUGAUGACAGCUGUUUCCCACCCUCCUUCCACUCUGCAUGACUAUUCCAGAAUCCGUGCAAGUACGCCUACGGCCAGUAUUUCUCAGUUAGAUGACCCAUCUGCUAGCGAUCGUGCAAUGGAAAUCCAAGAUUAUCUCCCCGAAGCCCAACCACCGGAUGCCCUCGUGUCCGUCACCAUCAUCAGAACUGUUUUUGGUUUCCUGCUUCCUUUUGCAGUCAUGGUGACUUCCUAUACUCUCAUUGCACAGAAGAUGCUCAAAAAACACAUUGUGGGGCCUCGCAGGAAGGCUCUGCAGGUGAUCCUGCUGGUGGUAGCCACUUUUUUCCUCUGCUGGGCCCCCUACCACAUCAGUGGGGUGCUGCUCCUCCUGGCUCCCCCCCAGACAUCAUUUCACCAGGCCCUGCUUUUGUGGGACAGUGUGUUCAUCGCCCUCGCUUAUGCCAACAGCUGCAUCAACCCUCUUCUUUAUGUCUUCAUGGGGCAAAAUUUCAGGGAAAAGGUCUGCCAGACGGUGCAAGAGAUCUUCGAGGUGGCCUUUGUUGAACCCUCCUCGCCAGUCUGUUCCCAGGACAAAAGCAAGACGACUACAGUCGACAAUGACACGGUCCUCUAAGGUAGAUCUUCCGGG